Lodderomyces beijingensis is the source of this 888-nucleotide messenger RNA. The record is from the annotation of a GenBank genome assembly. NCBI's taxonomy places the organism in Eukaryota, Fungi, Ascomycota, Pichiomycetes, Serinales, Debaryomycetaceae.
AUGAGCAACUAUUUGAUGCCAGGCAGGUCCGAGACUAGCAAUGAUUUGUUGGUUCCGAAACACCCACGUCCUUCAAACACCGCAACAAUCUCUUCGUCAAAUCUCACGCCUCAGUUUUUCCUUAACCCAAACUACCCCAAGUCGAAGCAAGGUUCAAGCUCAGCGAGCAAUUUCAGACUAUCGCGAACAAAUACAAACACGACUGAUGCAUAUGCCGGUGGUGUACAGGAUGCGCAGAGUAUACAGACAAUAGACAGGAUACCCAGUGCAAAGCCAAGUGUCACGUACCUGGAUCGGUUAUGGACUCAGAUCGACGUGCUUGAUGAUGUAAAGAGAAUGGCGGAAGAAGUGAGGGUUAAAGGCUCAUUUUUCGAUGAAAAAUUCACUAGGGAGAUGGAAAAGUUGAAAAUACUGCAGCAGAAAUUGAUGGAGACAAUGUCGCUUCAACGGUUUGAUGAUAUGAGUGCUACGGAGGACCAGAAUCAACAAUUGUACCAGCUCAAUUCCAACACGCUACCUACAAACCCCACAGUGACUCGGUCAGCUUCCAACGCAACGAGUGGUGGGCGUGGGCAUCUCGAAGUACCAGAUAGGCGAGGGCAGCCGCGAGGAGGAACAGGCGAAGGAGAAGAUGAUGGUGAGCUUGAAGCUACUUCGAAUGCCAGCAGGGUAUCCCUCAAGGAUGAGGAAGAAGCGAAAACCAAGAAACAACAAGAGAAGAUCAAUAAAUUUUUCGCUGAUGAUGAAGUGCGGUUUGAAACUCUUGCUGUUUACAAUAAGGAGAAAUUCGACGAGAUCAACGGGUAUGUACAGAAUGUCAAGCAGGAUUUGAUGAAUCUCGGUGAAGCUAUCAAACACUUUGAUGAUUCAACGAAAGAUAUGUGGUGA